Alternaria alternata is the source of this 2398-nucleotide messenger RNA. Its product is annotated as 4-coumarate-CoA ligase-like protein. The record is from RefSeq and is a predicted model, not a curated record. The transcript is spliced from 2 exons. NCBI's taxonomy places the organism in Eukaryota, Fungi, Ascomycota, Dothideomycetes, Pleosporales, Pleosporaceae. The coding region runs from base 279 to 2153 and encodes 624 amino acids. Gene Ontology annotation, biological process: secondary metabolic process. Gene Ontology annotation, molecular function: CoA-ligase activity.
GCUAUAGCACCGACUGAGCGGUGCCAUUGCAGCGGCACUUUUCUUAUCAUCGUAUGAUUGCAGCCUAUACAAAACUUACCGUGUGUUAUCCCUGGGCUUACUCGCCUGCACGACGUCAGGGCCGAAUGUGGGGAGAACGCGGGGCGUGCAGUACACCUCGGAAGUCCAAACUCAAUGUCGCACAAAGGUACACUGGCAGGGCACGUAUGUGUGCCUUGUCUUAAUAUCUAACGUAUUUCCAUUGACGUCUAGCAACUUCAAUUCAUCCAGAUCUCAACAUGACGCAUGAUAUCCUAAAACCCCAUUGGUCUCGGUUCCUUGGCCCUAACGCUCCUGAUCCCCAAAAAGACAAAUAUCUACCUCACGACCAAGCUGUAUUUUCGUCGCCGUAUGGUCCACUUCCACCUACGCCAGACGAUCUUAAUAUCCACGAGCUUUGCUUUCCGCCAAACAACCCAUUGCCAGAAGAUUACCCUCUAUUCAUCAACGCCGCCACAGAAGAAGUUGUCACCCUCCACAGCUUCUAUGCUCGGGUAUGUGCAUUGGCGCGCGUCUUCAGAUAUGAUGGUCCAAAUCCACUGGGUCUAGAGAAGAGUCCAGUAGAUGAUAAAGAAGAUGGAGAAAUCUUGGCUUUAUUCUCACGGAAUCAUCUGCACUAUCCAAUGAUAGCGCACGCAUGUUUCCGAUCAGAGCUGGUCUUCGGCGGGAUCAGUCCAGCGAGUACGCCCUACGAAUUAUGGUGGGUAUUGAGAAAAAUGCAAAUUACGAGCAUCAUGUGUCAUGAGACGUUGCUCCCGGUGUUGAGUGAAGCGCUCAAGUUGGGAUCUGGCGAGGGCGACAAUCUAUCUCUGAAGCUCAAGUUGAAUCCUCAAAAGGUCAUCGUACUGAGCGAUAAUCCUCAAUUAGACCACGUAUCAGGUCAACGUACUAUUGAAUCGCUUGUAAGAGAAGGGUUCAAUUUGCCAGAACAAAAGCGGAAGCUGCUUGGCGGAAACCGUAUGGCAUACCUGUUUCAAUCUUCAGGAACUUCCGGCUUGCCCAAAGCAAUGAUGAUCACGCAUAGGAAUGGCUACUCUUCUGGGAUGCAAACGCUCCAUACCGGUGUACAAGUUGCGCGCUUCACAGGAGACGAACCGUUGACGCCCGUCACUUUACUCGGUGUUGUCCCGAUGUAUCACUCAUACGGGAUGAUCCUGUGGAUCCUUCGUCUCAAUCUAAUCAAGCAGACCUCCGUCAUCCUUCCAAAAUGGGACCUCGAGCUUGCUUUGAAGAGCAUACAGAAGUACAAGAUUACACAUCUUCCACUGGUCCCACCUCUAGUCCGUCAGCUUGCUCAAAGCUCAUUGACUGAGAAAUAUGACCUAAGCUCUGUGGUCGUCGCAUCUAGCGGUGCUGCAUAUCUGCCACCAGAUGUCGCACAUCAGCUGGCCAAGAAGCUACCACAGGGUGCAGAGAUACCAGUACCAAGUGGCUAUGGCCUCAGUGAAGCAGCCAGUAUCGCUAGUUCGGGUGCGAAUGGGAUCUUUGGCUUAGAGCCUGCGCUGUCUGGCACGAUUGGAUAUCUGCUCCCAGGUAUGCAGGCUCGUAUUGUGGACCCUGACACACUCAAAGACGUAGCCAAGGGUGAGAAGGGUGAGCUCUGGGUACGUGGACCAGUUGUCACGCCCGGUUACUUCAGAGAAGCCAAAGCCACAGCGGAUAUGUUCACCGAACCGGGCUGGCUACGCACUGGAGAUCUUGUCAUGCGCGACAAGUAUGACCGUAUUCACUACCUCGAUCGCCUAAAAGAGAUGAUCAAAGUCAAAGGUCUGCAAGUUGCUGCCACGGAGGUGGAGGAUACGUUGCUGGACCAUCCGGAGGGUCUUGUGCGCGAUACAUGCGUAGCUGGCGUCGAUAAUGGUCGCGGCGAUGGGUCCUUGUUUGUCAGAGCAUGGAUCGUACUCACGAACGAGGGAGGGAAACAGGGCGAGGAUAUCGUCGUAAAGAAGCUACAUCAGUGGGUCGAAGGACGCUUGAGUCGACACAAGUGGCUGACUGGUGGUGUUGAGGUUGUUGAUUCAAUACCUAGGACUCCUUCGGGGAAGAUGUUGAGGCGAGAGAUGAGGGACAGAUAUCAUGCACGCAUUCAAAUUGGUAGCAAGGCGAAGCUAUAACAGCUCCAUCGUAACGUCCUUUGGUUGUGGCGAGAAUAUGCAAUGCUCUAUCUCUCGACGCUGGCUCCAUAUGCUCCGUGACAUUCGCCACCUGUGCUGCGCUUGGCUUCUGAUCCGCCCUAGGCCGAAAGUCCCCCAGCUUCCCGUUGUUACGAACUCGUGCUGAGAAAAUGUCGUGAUAUGUUUGCAACGAAUCUUGAUUCUGCUUUUGGUAUUAGUCGAUCGCUUUUCGAACAUGGCUGGUC